UGGUGUUCCCUCUCCAGGCCUGCAGGGGGCGACAGAGCGCGCUGCUGCUACAUUUUAAGAACCAGAAGAAGAAGAAACCUUGUGAGCAGCAGCAGCGGCAGCACUGAAAAACAUGGCGAUACCCGUGAAAGCAGCCCGUCUAUGUCGACUGGCAGGACGAACUGUCCCCUCUUUGUCAGUCACACACAGGCCGAGGAGAUGCUACUUGUCCACCUCGACGGGGAACAAUCUCCAGUUCAGGCUCGAUGAGCUGACGGCUCACAGCAGUCUGGACCUCUUCAAGAAAAACACUGCCGUCAUCUACCGCAUGCUGGGUCUGGACCCCACCCAAGUGCCAAGCAACCCAGAGCGCUUCCGAGACUGGGCCGUCGUGUUUGGCGAUGAGAAGAUCAGCGGCGGGCGCCACUACUGGGAGGUGACGGUGAAAAAGUCUCAAGAGUUUCGCCUGGGUGUGGCCGAGGCGCUGAUGUCCAGAGAGGACUGUGUGGGCACCAACAGCUCCUCCUGGGUAUUUGGCUAUGCCCAGCGCAAGUGGUUUGCUAUGACCAGCAACAAGAUAGUCCCCGUGGCGCUGGUGGGAAAGCCAGAACGCAUAGGCAUCCUGCUGGACUACGAAGCGGGCCUUCUGGAGCUGAUGGACGUCGAAAAACACGCAAUCAUUUACAGCAUCAGGGCCCAGUUCAAGACUACCCUCUGCCCCGCAUUUGGACUUUGGGACGGGGAGCUGCUCACACACUCUGGUCUGGAGGAGCCCGAAGGCCUGAAGUGAAGCAGGAUGAACUGUGAUGGUGAUGAGCUUGGUACAGUAGCAACGUUUAUCACAACAGUACAGGAAAAGAAGCAAUAUCUAUGUAGGAGUCAUUUGCAGCUAAUUACAGGUGGUGGGUCAUUUCCGUGGUCCAGUUGGUUCAUAAUUAUGACAAUGCAAGUUCAUACUUUAUGUAUGUCAUCCAGCCUCAUGCGAUCACAUCACAGAAGCUGCAUUUGUGUGUACCUCAUGUAUUACCUCUCAGAGUAGCUGACAUGAAAAGGGUGUGUGGUUAUUUUUGAGAGGAAGAUUUAACUGUGAAGUUUGUUCUGGUAUUACAGUUAGAAAGCUUUUUCAGUCUCAUGCUCAUACUGUAUAUUGUUCAAUAAAAUAACUUCACUGAAA
Anarrhichthys ocellatus (wolf-eel) is the source of this 1153-nucleotide messenger RNA. RefSeq names its product SPRY domain containing 4 (gene spryd4). Gene Ontology annotation, molecular function: protein binding. The record is from RefSeq and is a predicted model, not a curated record. Bases 113 to 769 code for a protein of 218 amino acids. Lineage: Eukaryota; Metazoa; Chordata; Actinopteri; Perciformes; Anarhichadidae. The transcript has 2 exons.